Molecule: messenger RNA, 870 nt
Organism: Drosophila ananassae
Lineage: Eukaryota; Metazoa; Arthropoda; Insecta; Diptera; Drosophilidae
Exons: 2
Coding region: 162-284 (40 amino acids)
Source: RefSeq, a predicted model, not a curated record
GGCACAAUUCAUUUAUUCCAUUCGGUUUUCAGUUCAGGACGCCACAGUCGACUGCCAGACUUCAAAUAAAAAUUCCAAAAUAGUUUCAUAUUCAAAAUUGGUUUGUUCCAUCGGGGUUCCAUCGAGGUAAUACUUCCUGAGGUAGUAACAGCCGCAGCGCCAUGCAUUUAAUGUGCGAACGGAUAUCCUCGGUUUUUGCCGGAAUCAUUGUCGGACUCUGGUUUGCCAAGACCUUCCCAAAAGAGACCGAGGAUGCCAAGAAGGGCAAGGACAAGAAAAAAUAGGACAAUCAUUAGUUCCUCCUGAGCUUAAGUCUUAGAUCAAAUAGGAAACAUCUUAGUAGGCAAGCAAGGAAUAUCAACCAGCUGUCAACUCCGACAAUGACAUACCUCAGUAUACAUUCAGCUUUCAACCAGAUCUAUCAUCGUUCGGCUUGUCUAAAAUUCUCCGUCCUUCUCUUUUUUUUUAACUCAGCCUAGUUAGGAAAUCAAAAUUUCGUUUUAAAUUCGUGGCAAAGCCGAGUUCUGAAGAACGAGAAGCGCAUCCUUGGAUACAAUCAUGCCCUGUUGCAAACGCGCUGAGGUCCGGCGGGUGUGCCACCCGCUGCCAUCCCUACUAUCCCGAUUCAAUUGUACGCCGUGCAAUCGGGUCCUGUUCUUCGUCAUCGGAGUGGGAAUUGGGGUGUUCUUUGUAAACAACAAGAAUAGCAAAAAGGACAGCAAAGGCGAUUCGAAGAAAAAGGGCUCGAAGGAUAAGAAGUAGAUUGGCAGAGUUCGCGGCCGGAGUAUCAAAACUCAGCCAAGAUAUGGAUCCAAGAUAUGUCCAACCGAUCAGAUGCAAUAACCAAAUAAAUAACUAUCACGAUUUUAA